Pseudozyma hubeiensis SY62 is the source of this 963-nucleotide messenger RNA. Its product is annotated as phosphoglycerate mutase. Gene Ontology annotation, cellular component: cytosol. Bases 1 to 963 code for a protein of 320 amino acids. The record is from RefSeq and is a predicted model, not a curated record. Gene Ontology annotation, molecular function: fructose-2,6-bisphosphate 2-phosphatase activity. The transcript has a single exon. Lineage: Eukaryota; Fungi; Basidiomycota; Ustilaginomycetes; Ustilaginales; Ustilaginaceae. Gene Ontology annotation, biological process: fructose 2,6-bisphosphate metabolic process; negative regulation of programmed cell death; negative regulation of glycolytic process.
AUGCAGCAAUAUGCCAUCCUGACGCUCAUUCGACAUGCCGAAACGACAGGCAACCUCAACCGCCUCCUCCAAGGCGUCACCGAUUCGCCCGUCACCGUAUUCGGCCAAGCUCAGAUCGAUGCGCUAGCACGGACGUGGUCCACCACUCGGACCGUCACAGCGCAAGGUGCUGCAGAUGAUGUCAAAUUCGUGAAAGAAGCUGUCGUAUCGAAACUCGAUCUACCUCCGCCGACACUGAUCGUCUGCAGUCCUAUCGGCAGGGCACGAAAGACCGCGGAGGCUGUCCACCGAGCUUGCACGUCAACCGAACAACAGAGCGCCGGUAUCUCCGAGGAUGCGAUCGCAGAAGGAUCUAGAGCCACGCUCGCUUCCGACUUGCAUUCGAAGCCAGGCCUGCCGUUGGUAAUUGAUCCUGGCCUGAAGGAGAAGGAUUUCGGAUGGAAAGAGUCGACGCGAGGUGGUGUCCAUGUAGCCGGCUUUCCCAAAGGUCACGGCAAUGGCGAGUCUCGCACCGACUUUGCAGCCAGAGUCUACAAAGUAGGUCUAGAGUGGCUCAAUGCUGCCUCUGUUCUGGGCUUUUCACCUUCAUCUGAGGCAGACCCCACAUCAGUACCGCAUAUCGUCUUGGUCUCCCACGGAAUGUGGAUCUCGACCUUCCUGUCGGCACAUCCUCCGACCACCAUCACGCAGGCAAUGGGUCAGCCAACCUACUUGCCGUUCGCUGCCAACACGGGUAUGUUCAGUCUCAAAGUUCACCCAAGAACACCAGAGGCUGUCACGACGAGACCUGUGACAGAACUGUUCAAAGCAAACGAUAUCCGUCACCUGGAACAUGUCAAACGGCAAAAGGGAGGGAUAGGCCGAGGAGCCUUCGAUAGCAAGCAGACCAAGCUCAGCUCUUUCUUUGCCAAGCCGGCGAAAGAAGAGCAAGAGGCAUCACCCACCAAGAAGCGCAAGAUGUAG